Saimiri boliviensis boliviensis (Bolivian squirrel monkey) is the source of this 2188-nucleotide messenger RNA. Lineage: Eukaryota; Metazoa; Chordata; Mammalia; Primates; Cebidae. The record is from RefSeq and is a predicted model, not a curated record.
AUGGCAACCGGCCGCCCCGCCCCGUCCCGUCCCCCCCUCCGCGCGCGCGCCCCGAGACUCACCUCGACCCCCAACCCCCUGUGGCUUGCCUUGUCCCGGACCCCAAACCCCCGGCGUCCCUCCCGCACUCCCACCGUCGCCUCUUAUUGGCUGCGCCGCACCCGGCCGCCCCGCCCCGCUCGCUCCCCAUUGGCCCAGACGCGCCCGGGGAACUCAGGGCGCGCGAAAUCGGGCUCGGGCGCGACAAUUGAAUCGCGGGGCACCCCGCGCGCAGGCGCGGAGCCUGACAUCCUCCCCGGCCGCUCGCCGGGACCUCCCCCACCCGGCGCGCUCGACCCCCCCCGCCCCGCUCCGCUGCUCCCGGCUGGAGCCGGGUGUGUGCCGGGGAGAGACCCCCGAGCGUUAGGCGGAAGGGGAGGCCCUGGAUCCCGGGACAGUGUGCGGUACCCGCGCGCGCCCGCACUGGUAGCGCGGGAAAGUUUUGCAAAGUCCCCGAGCCCCGUGUGCCCGGCCCGGGCUGGUACCCCGACCCGGCCGGCCGGCUCACCUCUCCGGUCACCGCGAACCCCUCGUCUGCCUGCGCGCCUGGCCCGGCUGGGGAUGGUGAUGGAGCCGCGUGCGUGGCCCGGACCCCGCGCGGACGUGCGUGCGACUCGAAGUGCCCGCUCGGCAAACGCUGCCCGCCGCGCUGCCAGCUGCUCUGAUUUUUUUCCCGCGAAAACUCGGCAUUUGGGAGUUGCGGGGCCGCAAGAGGCCGUGCCGGGGGCGGGCGCCUGCCUCCUGAUUGGCCGGCGCAGUGGCGGGAAGCGAGAAAGAGGGUGGGGGGCGCCCCCGCCUCUGUCCACGGCGCCUCCGCCCAGCGGGCCGCGGCUCCUCCCAGCCCUGCGCGCUCUGCUGGGCGCGCCCAGCGGGCAAAGGGGCUGCGUGGCAGGGCCUGGUCACCCCCCGCACGUGGGGCCCCCCUAGGAGCCUUGGGGACCCCCAGGGUACAGACCUCUUAAGUCCAAGUCCGUUCGCAGCCCCCCACUCAGGCACGCAUUGACCAGUAGGUCUAAGAAGGCCAGAAUCAAUGUGGAAAGACUGCGAGGGAAUGUGGGGGGCCCCCAGGAGACCACCUGCACCCUGAUGGCUGGCCUGAUUGCCUCAAGCCCCACUGCCUGGCAUCAGGUCCUGCCAACGCUCCCCACCCUACCCACCGGCAGGGCUUAUAUGCUGUCUUUUCCACCCCCCGCCUCGUUUUCCCGCCUUCUCCGAGCAGUCCAGGCGGGCAGGGCCGCCCUGCCCCCUCCGCCCUGUCUAUUCCACUCUGACCAGUCCUGGCGGGCACACGAGUCACCCGUGGCUAGACACCUACAAAGCAGCGGGACAGGUUGCUCAGAGCUGCGGGGCCCAGCAGUGUACAUGGCAGACCCAGCUGGUGGUCUCAGGGAGGGAAAAUUCCUAUCUGGGGGAGACAGGCAAGAAAUGAAUAAAUAAAUCAGAUAAUUUCAGACGAUUCCUUAUAGGAGAAAGGGACCAGCGGCCACGUGGAGGGGGGGCGGGGAGAGAGAAUACUCUCUCAUUGGGGCCACUGCGGUGGGCCUCGCGGAAGAGGUGACAUUUGAGCUGGGAUGGGAGCAUGAAACUCCAAGGACAGAUGGGUCUAGGAGGGAAGGUCAAACCCAGAGGCCGGAAAAGGCUUAGAGGUGUCUAGGGAGCAGGAAGGGGCUGCUGUGGUUGGGGCCCACUGAGCAAAGGGGAGGGGGAGCUGAGGUCAGAGGGGUGAUAUAUAAUACCUUGAAGGCCACCGGGGAGGACUUUGGUCUUUAGCUGGAGAUCUGUGAGCAGAAAAACGUUGAGUUCCCACUUAGCUUUUUAUAACAGUUUCUUCGGCAUUCUAUUAAGCCUCCUCUAUCUGGUCAGCAGGACUUCAGCUGUGUCCCCACAUAAAAGACAGAAUCAUGACCCCCAAAGGUAGGCGCCUGUAGACCCCAUGUCCUCAGCCCCAGGAUCUGUGCCUGAUAAAGCUAAAAGGACUUUGCAUUUUCGAAGGUGUGAUUACGUUAAUGAUUUUGAGUUGGGGAGCGUCUCCUGGGAGAUCCAGGUGGCCCCAAUGUUCUUAAGAGGUCCUAAUAAGUGAAAGAGGCAUAUGAAAAGGUCAAAGUCAAAGGUAAUGGGAAAGUGGAAGCAGGCUUUGGAAUGAUCAGGU